AUGGCCGACAAGCCCGAGCCCGAGAGCGCGGCUGCGCCCCUGUCUGUCUCGAAGGAGAUCAAAGACUCAGCGCACGUCGAGCGCGUCCUCUCCGACAGCGAGGGCAUGCACAAAGACCAUGUCGAUCAGUCGCGUGUCGAUAAGGAGAUCGCCGCGUAUGCAGGCGAAGAGGUCGUCGAAAUCGACGAGGAGACGAACAAGCGGCUGCGACGGAUGAUUGACAAGCGCGUGCUGGUCAUCAUGAUCUGCACGUACUUCCUGCAGGCGCUCGAUAAGGGAACCAUGUCGUUCUCGUCAAUUAUGGGCAUUCGAGAGUAUGCGGAUCUGGAGGAUGGAAACAAGUAUUCGUGGCUCACGACCUGUAUCUACAUCGCCGUUCUGAUCGUCGAGUACCCGACCAACUGGAUCAUCCAGCGCGUGCCGAUUGCAAAGUACCUGGGCAUCAACAUCAUCCUCUGGGGGGCCGUGCUAGCCCUGCACGCCGCGUGCAAGAAUUUCCCUUCACUUGUCGCCGUCCGCACCCUCCUCGGUAUCUUCGAGGCCGUCUGCCAGCCCUCAUUUGUGCUCAUGUCGAGUAUGUGGUAUAAGCGUCAGGAGCAGGCAGAGACUGUGACAUACUGGUACAUGAUGAACGGUAUGCAACAGAUCGUCGGUGGCCUGCUCGCCUACUGCUUUAGUCUCAUUGGCAACGACCGCGACGUCAAAUCCUUCCAGGCGCUCUUCAUGACCUACGGCUGCGCCUCUGUUCUCUGGGGCUUCUUCGUCCUCUGGUGGCUGCCCGACUCGCCUAUGCGCGCGAAAUGCUUCAGCGAGGCAGACAAGAAGCUCAUGGUCGAGCGUGUUCGAUCGAACCAGACUGGUCUGCAGAACAGGAAGUUCCGCGCGUACCAGAUUAAGGAGGCCCUGCUUGAUCCUCAGAUCUGGUGCUACUGCGCCAUACAAAUUUUCACUACUCUUCCCACUAGCGGCCUCGGUGCCUUCGCCAACAUCGUCAUCGCCGGUUUUGAGUUUACUGUCCUGCAGACGCAGCUCCUCGCCAUGGUGCUUGGUUUCUACAUCAUCAUCGUGCUGCUGACGUCUGCGUAUCUCGUUCGAAAGACUGGACAGAACCUCUACGUCAUGCUGGGCUUCAUUAUCCCCUCCUACAUCGGCACAAUUGUCCUCAUGACCGUGGACAACAAGAACCUAGGCACAAAAGUCGGCUUGCUGAUCUCCUACUACAUCACGCUCUCCUUCUGGUCCGCUCAGACCCUCGGUCUCUCCAUGGUCUCGCGCAACAUCGGUGGCGCAACCAAGAAAUCCGCCGCCAUUGCCGCAACAUUCGUCUCCUGGGCCGUUGGAAACGCGAUCGGCCCGCAGGUGUUCUUGGACAAUGAUGCCCCGAAGUACUUCAUUGCCUUUGGUGUCCAUCUAGGUUGCUAUGUCUGCUUGACUAUCAGCGUCAUCUUCCUUAGAUGGUACCUGGCGCACCAGAAUAAGAAGAAGGAGAGACUCCUCCGUGAGGCAGGCCUUGAUCCAAAUGAGCAGAAUCUAGCGCAUGCGUUCGAGGACCGCACUGAUCAGGAGAACUUAUAUUUCAGGUAUAUCUACUAA
This is a messenger RNA of Aspergillus nidulans FGSC A4, 1593 nucleotides long. Its product is annotated as putative 2-ketogluconate transporter. Gene Ontology annotation, biological process: L-cysteine transmembrane transport; transmembrane transport. Bases 1 to 1593 code for a protein of 530 amino acids. Gene Ontology annotation, cellular component: membrane. Gene Ontology annotation, molecular function: transmembrane transporter activity. The transcript has 5 exons. Lineage: Eukaryota; Fungi; Ascomycota; Eurotiomycetes; Eurotiales; Aspergillaceae. The record is from RefSeq and is a predicted model, not a curated record.